UCAAUCUUACAAUCCAUAGUUGAUCACAAGUCGGGAUAAGACAUAUUAUCCCGUCAUAGUUCACUUUCCCGUGUAAUUCUCAUCGUGACGGUCAGUAUUGACCCUGCGCAUAUCUACCCCGCAACAUCCCACCAACGGCGCCCUCUCCAUCUUCACGACCCCUCAAUACACGACAUGGCUACUAUUCCCCAGACUCAAAUCGCAGCCGUCCUUCCACCAACUGGAGCGACUGCCACCUCCAAAUUACAAAUUACACAUGACCGUCCGGUUCCCUCUCCCACGGAGGGAGAAGUACUAGUCAAACUCGAGUACUCCGGACUAUGCCAUUCGGAUGUUCAUAGUGUGCGCGGGGAAACCCCCAUGCUGACAGAUGUGGCUGGUCAUGAAGGUGUGGGGAAAGUGGUGAAAGUGGGAAGUGGGCUGGAUGAGCAAGUUUGGAUGGGACGAAGAGUUGGUAUUCGAUGGCUUUAUAGCUCUUGCUUGGAGUGUGAGAUUUGCGCUAUCAAUCAUACGGCCUGUCCAUAUCAGAAGAAUGCCGGAGCGAACGUGCCAGGGACUUUUCAACAAUACAUUGUCAGCCCUGCCAUCCACGCAACCAUAAUUCCUCCUGAGCUGGCACCAGAUGUAGCUGCGCCGCUCUUGUGCGCCGGCAUCGCCAUGUACUCCUCAAUCAUGAAGACAAAAACCCGACCCGGAGACUGGAUUGUCCUCCCCGGAGCCGGAGGAGGUCUAGGACACAUGGGCGUUCAAAUUGCCGCCAAGAAAGGCCUCAAAGUCAUUGCCAUCGACAGCGGCGAGAAGAAAAAACAGCUUUGUCUCUCCCUCGGAGCCACCAGCUUCCUAGACUACAGGACCGACGACGUCGAACGCGAAGUAAAAGCAUUAACUUCAGGUCUAGGCGCGCACGCCGUCAUCUGCACAGCCAACAGCGAGCCCGCAUACAUCCAGAGUAUGAAAAUGCUUCGGAGUCUGGGCGUCCUGGUGUGCGUUGGUAUACCGAGUGUGCCAUUCAGGCUACCCGCUACACCGUUUGAUAUGAUCGUUAAAGGACAAACGAUUAUUGGUAACUCGGCUGGAACCGCCAAGGAGAUGGAGGAGCUGAUGGAGAUGGCUGUGGCGGGUGAUGUGAAGGCGCAUAUUGAGUGCUUUGACUUUGAUUGCAUUGAUGAUGUGUUGCAGCGAUUGGGACGGUCUGAGAUUGAGGGCAGGGCGGUUGUGCGCAUUCCUGAAUGAAUGGGAUUGUUGUGGCGGGUGUUGGUUAGCAUUGUGGACUUAUAUGUCGACGGCAUGAACUGUUUUUUAUGAUCCUGAAUCCUCUUUAGGUACUAACAGAUACAAGUUAG
Messenger RNA from Aspergillus ibericus CBS 121593, 1343 nucleotides. RefSeq names its product zinc-dependent alcohol dehydrogenase. Bases 175 to 1233 code for a protein of 352 amino acids. Gene Ontology annotation, molecular function: oxidoreductase activity. Lineage: Eukaryota; Fungi; Ascomycota; Eurotiomycetes; Eurotiales; Aspergillaceae. The record is from RefSeq and is a predicted model, not a curated record. The transcript is spliced from 9 exons.